AAAGUGAUCGUAACGUAUACCCUGGAGAUUAUCGAGGAUGCUCGCCUGACAGCACGAAUAUGCAGUCAGGCCAUAACACUGUAAACAUGCACCGGAUAGAUUACACUUCAAGUAUGUUAGUCACGUGUCAUCUGCCGGAAGUGACCUCUGUGACACAUCGGAGGAAGACAUUUGUCUAGAAUGGACAUCUUCCCCAAGUGUUCUGUCUGUCAUCAGCAGUUUGUCUUCAAAGGUCCCGCCCCCUACCUACUGCCCUGCCUACACGCGGUGUGUGAGACGUGUGUGAGAUCUGCAGCUGCUGGUGUGAUAGCAUGCUCUUCUUGUCAGACGGAGGUCAACCUCACAGAUACAAGGCUCAAGAAGGAUGCAGUGAGACAGAAGGAAGUAUUCCAUCUGACAGUCCAACAUCGCCCCACAGAGCUUCUCUGUACACACGAAGAUGACGGCACCCAGGCUGUGUGUUGGUGUCGGGAGUGUGAAGAGCUCCUCUGUGAAUACUGCCAGAAUAUGCACAGCAGCUUCAAACUGACCAGAAAACAUGUACUUCAAAACCUCAGCGACUUUAAACCAGUUAUCUCAAACAUUCCAACCCCCUGCAGUAUCCACAGCCCUGAUUCUCUUUAUCUUUUUGAUCGGAGAUGCAACAUUUUGAUUUGUGGACGAUGCAGAUUUGAAGGUCACGCAGAUCAUGAAGUUGAGAAGUUAGAUGUGGUAGCUGAAAGUAUCCUCAAACAGUUGGACCAACACAAAACUGAGCUGGCAACCUUACAAGCUCACCAACAGUCCAACAUUCAGAAUAUCAGACGAGGGACCGAAAUCACAGAUACAACGAGCAAUACGUUGACAGAAAAUAUUGGCCAUACUUUCAGAACUCUGCGAGCACAACUUGAACAAAGAGAGAAGGAACUUCUGACUGAUCUUGACGGUCAGACGAAGGGGGCCAAGACAACUCUCCGUACUCGGCUAAACACAUGUGAAGAAGCUUCGAAGAAAUGCUCUGAGGUUUUAGACUACGUCACCAAGGUUCUCACGUAUGCCUCGCAAUCAGACCUCCUGGAGUUGGAGAGUUCUGUAAGGGAGGCAACUCGGGCUUUCCUUGACACUGCUGAGACUCAAACACAGGACAUACCCGCAGCUGUCUUUAACACCAACGGCUUGUCAAAGCUGAAAUCAAACAUAUCACGAUUUGGGGCCGUCGUGACCAAGGAAUUGGAAGAAGAAUAUGCAAGAGUUUCAGACAGGGAAACUCAAACUGAACAUGACUUCAUAGCUGAGAUGGUAAUCAAAUAUAAGAACACCAUCGAUGACAUCAAGAAGAGAGCCUCAGACACCAUCGAUUUCAUUCUUGGGCUGAGCAAUGAAUGCGAUGUUCACCUGCUGAAACCAGACGUCUUGGACAAGUCGAUGGUGCUGAAGUGUAUACAUCUGAAGUAUGACACAGAUAAAAUUAACCUUGACUGCACCCACAUCAACACAGAGGGGGACUUGAUCAACAGCCAGUCUGACACCAGCUCUGCAGGGAAAGGGAGACUGAAGAAGUACUGGGGCACAUGCAGCACUAUCCCCCUCCCCUUGGUUGAUUGUCGCCAGUACUGGGAGACGAAGACCAGGGUCGGACUGGACACAACACUCACAGGGAGCAAUCUCAUCCUGGAGGUUGGUGUCUGUGCUGAGGGAGAGAUGGACAUGACUCCCUUUGUAGCCGGUCGUCCUCAUGCCUACAGUUUGAUCGUCCACCACUGUACUACUCACAAAGGGAUAUGCAAGAAAAUCAGGAAGGAGGGAAAGGUUGUGUUACAUCUACCUGACACCAUCCCCAACACAGCAGGGACAUCACACACACUACACUACGGUGUUGUCUAUGAUGACGCCAGGAAGAAGAUUGUCUUCAUUGAUGUGAAGGAGAACAAGGUGAUGUCGACGUUAGACAAUGUAGACUCCAGUCAAACCUGGUGGCCGAUGUUCGGGGUGUAUAACCCAUCUAUCGUCACUGUCAGCAUGAGACUUGUGGUGGGCCGUGACAUCAACAUGACGGAGGAGAAGAAAGCCAUGAUUGUCAAGGCGCUGUCGUGAUGUGGCAUGCUAAAGGCGGGCAUGGUGGUGAGUAUGAUCACACCCAGAUACGUAUGUAUCAACAUGACAGAGAAGAAGAAAGCUCUAGUUAUAAGACACUGUCAUGAUGCAAUGUUAUGACACAUGUGAAAUUUGUUAGUGACACUGUCAGUCAAGCCAUACUGUACACAUUAUGUGUAGCCUGAUGUCGUGGGUAUAAACUCGCUUUAAAACAACAAGUUAUGAAUGUGAAAUUUGUUGGUGACACUGUCAGUCCAGCCAUACUGUACACAUUAUGUGUAUCUUGAUGUCGUGGGUAUAAACUCGCUUUAAAACAACAAGUUAUGAAUGUGAAAUUUGUUGGUGACACUGUCAGUCCAGCCAUACUGUACACAUUAUGUGUAUCUUGAUGUCGUGGGUAUAAACUCGCUUUUAAAACAACAAGUUAUGAAUGUGAAAUUUGUUAGUGACACUGUCAGUCCAGCCAUACUGUACACAUUAUGUGUAUCUUGAUGUCGUGGGUAUAAACUCGCUUUAAAACAACAAGUUAUGAAUGUGAAAUUUGUUGGUGACACUGUCAGUCCAGCCAUACUGUACACAUUAUGUGUAACCUGAUGUCGUGGGUAUAAACUCGCUUUGAAACAACAAGUUAUGAAUGUGAAAUUUGUUGGUGACACUGUCAGUCCAGCCAUACUGUACACAUUAUGUGUAACCUGAUGUCGUGGGUAUAAACUCGCUUUAAAACAACAAGUUAUGAAUGUGAAAUUUGUUGGUGACACUGUCAGUCCAGCCAUACUGUACACAUUAUGUGUAUCUUGAUGUCGUGGGUAUAAACUCGCUUUAAAACAA
Messenger RNA from Haliotis rubra (blacklip abalone), 2901 nucleotides. RefSeq names its product protein PML-like. The record is from RefSeq and is a predicted model, not a curated record. Gene Ontology annotation, cellular component: nucleoplasm; chromatin. The transcript has 7 exons. Bases 181 to 2073 code for a protein of 630 amino acids. Gene Ontology annotation, biological process: positive regulation of DNA-templated transcription. Gene Ontology annotation, molecular function: zinc ion binding; ubiquitin-protein transferase activity. Lineage: Eukaryota; Metazoa; Mollusca; Gastropoda; Lepetellida; Haliotidae.